AUGGAGACGUCAGACGAAGAAGCGGAGCACAGAACAGCUAUUCAAUUCUGUACGGUACGCCAUGAUCUUAUGCAUGCGUUACGGAAGAAGCGCCCAGACUUGGCAGCUCAGAUUGAAAACGUAGUAUUGCACCAGGACAACGCCCCAAGCCAUGCCUCUAGGAACACACAACUAGACAUCGAUGUAGAGCAAUAUGGUACCAAUGGUGCGGCUGUCGCUGAAUUCCUGGCUUGUUCUAAUGAAAAUGGCAGAUUGGGACCAAGUUACUGGGCUGACCUCUACAGCGACGACUACUGCGAUGGAUCCAACCAGUCCCCCAUUGCCAUUCCGGCUGCCGCCAACAUGACGUACGACGCAAGCCUGAGGACCGCCUUUAAGUUCACCGGAUAUAGCAGCAUGGCCGCCUCCAGCAUCACCGUCACAAACAACGGACACACAGUUCAAAUGAGCAUCAGCGAUGCUGAAAUUGGAAACAUCCACAUGACAGGCGGAGGGCUCACUGGACAGUAUAACGCCCUACAGCUUCAUUUCCACUGGGGACCCAAUGACGACGAGGGCUCAGAACACACCUUCCGGGGGCAUCAGUUUCCCUUAGAGAUGCACAUUGUGCAUAUGAAAGAUGGGGUAGCAGAUCUCCCUACUGCCCUCAAACAGUCUGAUGGGCUGGCGGUGCUCGGAUUCUUCUUCGCGAUAGAUGACCACGACCAAGACAACUCCGCCAUUGCCCCACUGAUCACAAAACUAGCGGACAUUCCAUACAACGGUGACUCAAGGGUGCUGGACCUGGAUUUCUCGGCCCUGAUGCCAGCGACCAGCACGGACUUUUACCGCUACAACGGUUCACUGACUACGCCCAAGUGUAACGAGGCUGUUGUCUGGACGAUAUUUGAGCACAAGAACCUCAUCUCGUCUAAACAAAUGGCAGCUUUCCGAAGCCUGCACAAGAACACACAGGGUUCCACAAACAGCUUACUGACCUCAAAUUAUCGUCCUGGGCAAGCGCUCGGAACUAGGACCGUAACGAAGAGUUACAUCACAGACGUUCCUGAUGACUACACCUGGGGAUAUCAUGGCUAUGAAGGAGCAGACACGUGGGGCUUGUACUACCCUGACUGCGCCCUAAAAAGGCAAUCACCCAUCGAUCUCCCAAGCCCAAUCAAUAUGACCUUUGACACCAGCCUACAGCUUGAUACACUGAUGUUUAACAACUACGAGGUGGACUUUACCGGGAAGAUACAUAACAACGGGCACUCUGUGCAAGUAGACAUCCCUUCCUCUGCCGACCUUCAUCUGACUGGCGGCAAUCUAGGUUCCACAUACAAAGCGGUGCAGCUACACUGGCAUUGGGGCGCGGACGAUACCACCGGCUCCGAGCACACAUAUCAAUCAAAACACUACCCUCUUGAGCUUCACAUUGUCCACUACAAUACUGCCUAUCGGAGCCUUGCCAGCGCCGUUUCGCAGUCAGACGGUCUUGCUGUCGUAGCCUUCUUCUACAAGAUUGACGCAGACGACAACGCAAACUAUGCCACUCUGAUAUCGGCGCUUUCAAACGUGCAGUACAAAUCGGCCAAAACGUACAGUGUUUCGAUAAACGUCCGGGACUUGACCAACAGUGCACUUCCGAUCGACGGCAUGACGGGCACCAAAAUGACCUACUUCCGGUAUCAAGGCAGCCUAACCACACCCUCCUGCUCUGAGGUGGUCACAUGGACAGUUAUGCUGGACCCAAUCCAAAUCAGUUCCACUCAGUUGGCGAAUUUCCGGGAGGUUUCCCACAUUGAGUCAGGAACCAUUGGCACUCAUGACAAGAUAGAUAAGAACUACAGGCCCGUACAGGCGCUGAACGGAAGGACUGUGUACAAGAGCGCCGACAUCAGCGCUUCCGGGCGCGUCAGGCCCACGAAGGUCAAUACAAGAUCAAAGUUAAUCGGUUGA
Mya arenaria is the source of this 1938-nucleotide messenger RNA. RefSeq lists its product as uncharacterized. Gene Ontology annotation, cellular component: plasma membrane. Lineage: Eukaryota; Metazoa; Mollusca; Bivalvia; Myida; Myidae. Gene Ontology annotation, molecular function: zinc ion binding; nucleic acid binding; carbonate dehydratase activity. Bases 1 to 1938 code for a protein of 645 amino acids. The record is from RefSeq and is a predicted model, not a curated record. The transcript has 16 exons.